CAAACACUGCUGGCUGGAAAUUUCCAGGCCCAUUUCCUCCUGCCUGGUGCAUGCUCAUAAAGCAAGAUUGUCUGUACAGUCUGGAGCUGCAGUACUGCAGAAAGUCAAUAAAGAGCUGACCACCUCACCUCUAUCAAAAGCAGUUGAGAAGCCCUGCCUCAUCUGCCUUAUUAAAACUGCACUUGACUCCUGCAGAGAAACCUAGUUGGAAACCUUGAAGAGGAGGGAUAAAAAAGGAGUCUGAAAUUGCAGCCAAAUUAUGUUGGUGCUGAUGCUCCUGGCAGCGCGGAGCCGCCGCGGGUCCCAGUGACAGCGAUGUAGAGGUGGUGCUGGCGGAGCCCAGGAAGCCCUGCGACAUGGAGGAGCUGUACAAGGAUGCCCCCAACCUGCCUAUGGAUGUCACCAACUCACCCUCGGCGAUGGCCAACAACAAGCUGGAGAAUGGUGUGGCUCAGCUGAUCACAGCAGAGGCUUGGAACAUCAACUCGGCCGACCUGAUGAAGAAAGCCCUUUCCCCGCUGGUGACAGUCCCUGCGCCCUCCAUCCUGACGCCGCCUGCCGAGUCGCAGAGCGGGGUGGCCCUGAAGGUGGCGGCCACCGUGCUGCAGCCCAUCUGCCUGGGGGACAGCCCCGUGGUCCUGCCCAUCCACCUGCAGGUCGCCGGCAGCGCAGCCCCACAGAUGCCAGCCACCAACGCUGCCACCCCCUACGUGAUGACAACGCAGGGCCCGGUGCCGCUGCCCGUCCUCCUGGAGCAGCACGUCUUCCAGCACCUGAACUCGCCCCUGGUGCUGCCCCCGGGCGCCGCCUGCCCCGCCAGCCCCCUGCACGCCGGCCUCUUCCCCGGCACCGCCACCCCCGUCGGGCAGCCCCAGCUCCUGGACCCCAAGCCCUCCGGCCAGGCGCAGGAGCCCGUCCUGCCCCCGGUCUUUCAGACCCCGGGAUUCGCCGCCGUCCUUCAGGACCUGUUUCCCUCACAGGGCGCCCUGGGCUCAGCCCCCUGUCAGCCGCCCCCCGACUACUCCACCCUCCCACCGCAGGCCUUCAGCUCGCCCCUGUCCCCGCUGGUGCCCCCUGCUACGCUGCUGGUGCCCUACCCCGUCAUCGUGCCCCUGCCCGUCCCCAUCCCUAUCCCCAUCCCUGUCCCCAUCCCUGUGCCCCACGGCGCCGAGGCCAAGGCGGCCCCUGACCCACCCAAGCCUCCACUCUUCACCCCCCACUCCUGCAAGGGCACCCAGACACCCCUGGAGAAGGAGGAGACGAAGCCAUUCGAGCUCCUCCACCCACGGGAGUUUCCCCAGCUGAGCCGUCACACUGUCAUCAAGAUGGGCGGUGAGAACGAGGCCUUGGACCUCUCCAUGAAAGGGCCGCCCGCGCUUCGGGCCAGCGAGGCGGUGCCGCCGCCUCCGCCGCCGCCCGAGGACGGAGCUCUGGACCUGUCCCUCGCCUCCUGUCGCAAGCCGGGGGGGCCGCACGGGGAGGCGGCCGGCUCCAGCCCCGCCACCACCGCCGAGGUCGGUGCCCACCCCGCCCCGGACAAGCUUCCCGGGCCGGCCGCCCCCUUCGGCCCCUGCAAGCCCCCGGAGGCGGCGGGCAAGGCGGAGGGCAGGGCCGCGGGCGGCGGCGCGGCCGAGCUGCUGCGGCAGCCGCAGAAGUGGCUGGUGGAGCAGGCGGGCAGGGCGGGCUGCGAGCCCAAGGCCGGCAACAACAUCGAGAUCGUCAGCACCUCGCAGACAGCCAAAGUCAUCGUCUCCGUCAAGGAUGCCGUGCCCACCAUCUUCUGCGGCAAGAUCAAGGGCCUGUCGGGCGUCUCCACCAAAAACUUUUCCUUCAAAAGGGACCUGCCCCAGGACUCGGUGCUGCAGUGCUACGAUGUGAAGAGCCCGCCCGAGCCCCGGGACAGCGCCGAGGCCCUCAGGAAACCCGUCAAAAACAGGAGCGUAAAGCUAAAGAAAAUGAACUCGCCGGAGAUACAUAUUCUUCCAAUCAAGAAGCAACGGCUGGCUGCCUUUUUUCCAAGAAAGUAAAUUAUGGGUUUUUAGAAUUUUAAGAUUAUUAUGAGAAGAAGAAGAAAAAGUAAUAAAAAAGAUGCACUCGGUUUUAAACUCAUUUAAAACUUUAAACUAUCUUUGUAAGUUAUUUUUGGGGGAAGAGGGAGAGGAUUGGACGUAGAGGCCCUAUAAGCUUGGUUGGUUUGGUUUUUUCUUUUGUUUUUGGUUUUGGUUUUUUUUUUUUUUGUUACCAAAUUUUGACUUUUCAUGGGAAACUGAAUAAAAAGCAACCUAUUUUUCAAGCAGAUUGCACAUUUUGCAGCUUUAAUGGAGUAAUGGAUGAGUCAGAGGGGUAAGAGCUAUUUUCACUGCCAUAAAGUGCUUUGAUGAUGUAACUCUUCAUAACAGUCGGAAUGGAAAUUUCAAAAUAAAUGUUUGUACGUGCUAA
Melospiza melodia melodia is the source of this 2439-nucleotide messenger RNA. RefSeq names its product retinoic acid induced 2 (gene RAI2). The record is from RefSeq and is a predicted model, not a curated record. Gene Ontology annotation, cellular component: nucleus. NCBI's taxonomy places the organism in Eukaryota, Metazoa, Chordata, Aves, Passeriformes, Passerellidae. The transcript is spliced from 2 exons. Gene Ontology annotation, biological process: animal organ development. Bases 357 to 2027 code for a protein of 556 amino acids.